AAUCGAAUAGUGCAUUAUACAACAUCUCUAUUCCUUAAUCUAUGGUUGAUAUUUGAAAAUUGAAAUAAAAGAAAAUGGCGGACGAAGAUGAAAUAGAUAUUUUAGGAGAUUUCUCUUUUAAUUCAUGUUUUGCUCAAAAUGAUCAAGGAAUUCCUUCGUGUUCAAAUCGCGAAGAUACCGUGCACCCGCAGUGGCUCAUGGACUCAACGGACACGAACUGGUAUGAUAAACAAAGCAAAAAUCAACACAGGCUUAAAAAUGGUGCUCCCAGGAAACUACUGGGUAACAAUUCCUCAAAUCAGUUUAAAAAUAAUGUACACACAGAAUGGAAUGCCACAGAGAAGGAAUUGCUUGUUAAAGAAAUGGCCAAAUAUGGUAGAAAUGUGCAUAAAAUAUCACAAACUUUAAAAACAAAGACUGUGGCAGAAAUACAAGCAUUAAUUGAAGCCGAGUAUGGUGUCAACUUGGAGGUGUCAACAAUAGGGAGGGUGAAAUCUGGCGGGACCACAUCCAUUGUCCAGGAUGGGGUUGUUGCUGACUCUAAUGUUGGCAUGGACAGUGUGUUGUCUAUGAUCACCACAGGAUCCCCUACAAUCAACGUAACCAGAAUGGAACCAUAUUACAAAAAUAAAGUGUUUAAAAAGAAAUCGAAAAACAGCAUCCUCAGACCAGAUGCCUUAGCAAAACCAGAAAUCCUCAUCAGUCCCUCGGAAAUCCUGUACGAAGAUGAUUUAAUUAUUGGCUCCACUGAGUCUGUAGGUUCGGAUCUAGAUGUGGCUGAUAUGUUGACAAUGAAUAUGGAAAAGUAUAAAGCCAAAGCGAAAGUAGAGAGGAAAAUUGGAAAUCACAGGAGAAAAGUGUCCAAGAAUUACGAUAAAAGACCGAGGAAUAGAAGCAAGGAUCUGUUAAAGUCACCUUUAGGGAGGCAAAGGAAAGAUUCUGGGUUGUCAGAUGACAGUGGGAAGAGCCCCAAAAUGCAGAUUGUUUUAGGAUCGGGUCAAGCAUUGCCUUUGUCAGAAGGGGAACAAGUGAUUAAAAUCGAAAAAAAGAAAGAUUCAGAGCCAGAUAGCGACAUAGAGGUGGACAUAGAUAGUGAUAAUGAAGUUAAUCUUAAGAAUAAGGCAAAGGAACCGGUGCCAAAGCCAAGUUCAGAUGAGGCUCCCAUUGCUGUUCCACUCACAAGGUUUGAGCGAAUGCCCCGUAGACAGAAGAAGAUACAUUUGGAUGGUGGUGGUGGGUAUACUAUCAUGCACACUGACUCUGGGGACCUGUACACCGUCGGUGAAGAACCGAAACGCGAGCGGCACCCGAAAAAACAGCCCAUACACCUCAUACAGUGCCGUGUGUACAACGCUGAUAAACCGGCGCCGUGCGUGGUGCGUGCGCACGUAUCGGCGCUGCUGGCCAUGGAUUGGCACGCGCACCUGUCGCGGGCUGAGGUCAUGGGACUCGUUGGCGGCGAGUACGACGAACGAGGCGCGGACUGCGUGGAUGUGCGCUUGCGCAGCUACGCACCUGCCGCUGCCGCAGCCGCCGCCACGCACUGCGACAUGUGUCCCGUGUCGCAGGCGGCGGCGGCGGCGCGGCUGUGCGGGCGCGGGCAGGCGGCGGCGGCGUGGCACCACUCACACCCCAGCUUCGCCGCGGCGCCCUCCCGCGUGGACCUGCGCACGCAGCGGGCGCUGCAGCGCGCCCUGGAGCGCCCGCGCCGCCCGCUGCUCGGCCUCAUCACCUCGCAGCACUGGCCGCCCGGCCGCACCGCCUCGCACUACCGUUGCAUCCGCGUGGAGGAAGACGAGCCGACUACAGGCGAGCCGGUCGGCUACCAGCUGAAGGUAGCGCUGGUGCCGGACCUAGACACUGCCACCCUGCCGAGCUUCCUACAGGAGCUGCGAGAUAUCCUGCUGGAACACGCGCCCGCGGAAGAGUUCCGCGUGGACCUCACCGUCGACGUGUGCCCGCAAGCCAACAUCACAUACUUGGAAAAGUUUUUGUCAAGCGCACGCCACCACUUGCAUUCAGCAGGCUAUGCCGACGACGACCCCAUUGUGAUACAGCUGCUUCACGGAAUAAGAGACAUAUUUAGAUAAUAAUAAACUUAUAUUUAGCUGGUUUUAAUUUUGGCUUUAUACGACCUUUAUAUUUUGAAAAGGCGUGUCCAACUCAGCCGACCGUGGAUCGGUGCGACAACGAGUUAAGUUCGGUUGUAUGAUCGCUACUUACUAGUAUAUGCACGUAUUUCAGCGUUUGUGAGUUAUAUAAUACGCGGGCAUGUUGCGUGUGCGCGUCGGGUACAUAUAUAAAUGGGUAUUUUUUGUUCGGCUAAGGCGUUUCUGUCUUAAAGCGCGUGUUUCCUCGUAUGCAGUUCAUAAAUGACACAUGUCUACUCCAAAAGGUCGUCAAAGCAAUUUGCAAAUAUGAGUGUAUAAGCGAGAAGAAUAUCUUCAAUGUAAUUUAUAGAUAAAAAAUGUAUUAUUAGUGUUAUUCCUAGGGGAACACUUUUCCAAUUAUAUGUGCCCUUUAUAUUGGAUUCCAGAUUUUAAAAAAUAAAUCCACAGAUAAUAAAACCAAUUUUAAUGUGUAUUGUAUUUUAUUUAUUGAAGUAUAUAAACAAAUAUCUACGAAUUAAUGUUAUAAAAAAUUAAGUCCAUGGUAAAACAUUCAGUAAAGUGUAAUCAUUUUAAUUUUUUAUUGAAAACUGUGAGCAUACCAUACAUUGAUCUCAGACUAGCCAGUGGCGGAUUAAGUAAAGCGCAUGGAUUUUUUUAACGAUAUUUUCAAUUAUUAAUCGUAACUUGGAAAAUUUUAGUAUACCUACUUGUUUCGUAAAUAAAAGAAAUAUAUGAAAUCCA
Molecule: messenger RNA, 2852 nt
Organism: Manduca sexta (tobacco hornworm)
Lineage: Eukaryota; Metazoa; Arthropoda; Insecta; Lepidoptera; Sphingidae
Exons: 10
Coding region: 75-2090 (671 amino acids)
Biological process (GO): double-strand break repair
Cellular component (GO): BRCA1-A complex; BRISC complex
Molecular function (GO): polyubiquitin modification-dependent protein binding; metallopeptidase activity
Source: RefSeq, a predicted model, not a curated record